UUAAAAUCUGUCUGUCGCUCUCUAACCGAGGAUUGCUGUUAUCAGUGGCAUUUGAAUAUACGAUCGCUUCCCAGCUGUUAUUCCAGGGACCUCUCUGACAGCCUCAUUGCUGGCCGAGUCCUACAUCCUACGCUCCUACGCUGUUGGCAAGUCGCAAAGCGUACAUAACAGGUCAGAUCCAGAUUUUAAGUCAUUCAGUCGUUGACAGCCACUUCAUUUAUUCAGAUCAUUCUCCAUUCACAUUCAUUCUCCCAGUUGCCUGAGGCCAAGAACAGGUGGUUUAUCCCGAAGGCAACUUCAAUAGACUCAACUGUCAGCCAUCCUUGGACAACCCAAAAAUCUCUGGCUAUCCUCAGUGGAACCGGGCCCUCUUCUUUUGGGUUCAUCCUCAAACCUUGUCUCUGCCAGCCGGUUCCUACUGGGUAAUGUCGCUGACGAAUGACUGGAUCAGAAUUACUGGACAUCCAGAACAGCGUCGAUAUUCUGGCAUGACUUUCAUUUUCUGACGGGGAAGUGCUUUGAGAGAUUGGCUUUAUUGUAAACAGUUUAGAUUUCAUUUAUAACUAUUAUUUUCUUUCUUUCUUUCUUUCUUUCUUUUUUUUUUUUUUUUUUCUCUCUCUCAAAGACUUUCUUUUUCUGGAGCCAGAGUCCAAGAUGCGCGAGUUAGAGCCUUUGGUCUUUGAAUAUCAACACGAGAAGCAUCGGCCUCGGGAAGCCGAGGCACUAUUCACCCUUCGAAAAGUGGCAUCGUUAGUGAAGCCGAUCAUGCGACGGCGAGACUGGAAAGUAGGAACCCUCUGCGAAUUCUACCCUCGCGAGCGGAAUCUCCUUGGUUUGAACAUAAAUGCAGGAGAGAAGAUAUGUCUGCGACUCCGCUAUCCCAAUGAUGAACGCCAGUUCAUUCCUAUAGAGCAGGUGGCCGACACCAUGCUUCAUGAGCUUUGCCAUAUUGUCCAUGGCCCGCAUAACCAACAGUUCCAUGCGCUCUGGAACCAACUCCGCGAUGAACACGAAGAACUUGCUUUGAAAGGAUACACUGGAGAAGGCUUCCUUUCUCAGGGUAGACGUCUAGGCGGUAGCAAGAUACCCUUGGAAGAAGUGCGCCGGCAAGCUCGGGCAGCCGCGGAGCAACGACGAAGACUUUCAGCCGGGUCUGGUCAAAGACUUGGCGGGGCCCCGGUGCUUCGAGGAACUGACAUGCGAAAGGUGAUCGCGGAUGCCGCACAGAGACGCAUCGAUGUGACCCAGGGUUGUGCAUCCGGCACGGAAAGGGGCACGCAACUGGCCGAGGAGGCAUCGAGGAACGGGUUCCGGACGAAAGCCGAAGAAGAUGAUGCCAACGAAAGGGCUAUCAUGCAGGCUUAUAUUGAAAUGAUGGAAGAAGAAGAGCGAGAGAAGUACGGAUCUUCAUACAUCCCCCCUAGCCAGACAAAUCCGGCAGGGUCCCGGGGCCUUCGUCCACCUUCUGUUCCGGAGCAUACGAAGCCACCACCACAAUCCGCACCUGGAGGCUACAUCAAAACAGACAAUGUCCCCCGUGCAGAAUCAUGGACAUGCCCAAUCUGCACACUGGACAACCCACCUACCUUCCUCUGCUGCGGCGCUUGCGCCGUUGAACGACCAACGCAGACAAUAACCCAAACCCCAUUCGAACUAGAACUAGAACGAGAAUGGGAACGCGAGCAACAACACCAACGGGAACAGAAACGGGCUCGAGCUCGAGAUCGCGAACGUGAAUGUGAACGCAAACGACCCACAGAAGAAAAACACGAAAAGGACAGCCGCAACCUUCGAAAUCCCAACACCAACCCCAAUCGGGCAGACCACAAACGUCCGCGUCCAACACCAGAUACCAUGGACAAGGUAGGUUUCAAGAGCCGAACGCGAGCCGUGCAAUCCCUCGAUGCGCUGGAACGGGCCGCUCAGAAACGGCCUCUUGGGUGGGUUUGCCACUUAUGCGGAACGUUCAUGGAGAUGGAGUGGUGGACUUGUUCCAGUUGUGGGGUUAUGAAGCGGGCUUCUUGACUCUUUUCUUGUUCCUAGAUGGAUUUCAUGGAUUUGACCGGUCAUGAUCUAUCUCUUUUGUCUUAGGUGGUGCAUUUGGUUUAUGUAUUAUGAGUAAUGAGGUGUCGUCUGUUUUUUCUCGGUUUAAUUCUGCGUGUAUAUUAUACCCAGUUAUUGAUACCACCUGGUUACGCAAUGAUAAUAUUAAGC
Messenger RNA from Monascus purpureus, 2214 nucleotides. Lineage: Eukaryota; Fungi; Ascomycota; Eurotiomycetes; Eurotiales; Aspergillaceae. The record is from the annotation of a GenBank genome assembly.